This is a messenger RNA of Cuscuta europaea, 2585 nucleotides long. NCBI's taxonomy places the organism in Eukaryota, Viridiplantae, Streptophyta, Magnoliopsida, Solanales, Convolvulaceae. The record is from the annotation of a GenBank genome assembly.
GGCUCUUAAAUUGCUCUUAAAUAUUUUGUAAAAAAUUGAAGUAAAAAACAAUUUCGUGCAUACCAAAAUUAAAAUACCUAUUGGGAAUUUGUCAUUCCGAUUCAUUUUUAAAAUGGAGUGGGUGCCACGUCUUGAAUAGUGGCAUCCGGAAGCAAAAAAAUAGUAGUGUCGUGAAUAAUAAAGUGGUGGGAUCGUUACUAUUUAAAAUAAAUUAAAAUUGAAUUUCAUUUGAUAAAUUUAUUUCAGAAGUACCGAUUAUUUUAUGAAAGAAUGGCUAAAAUAUUAUUUGUGGAAUUUAGAUGGACAAAAAUACGAGUAAUUUAGGUUUGGACAGAAAAGUGACCGUCCAUUAUUUAAAACUUUUGCGCUUCUCCUUACUCCCUGUCGCUACUUCUUCUUCGCAGACCUCUGUGUCGCUUCUUCUUUUCUUCCUCAGAGCAGACUCGCAGACCACUUCUCCGCCUAUAUACACAGAGCAGUCUUCUCAGCCGCUGCCUCUCUCCUGUUGCAGCCACCCUCCCUCCGCCGCAGCGCCUGAAAUUGGAUAGCUAUGGAUCAGAUAGUUCGACGAAAUUUCGAAAUGAUAGCUAUGGAUCUGAUCUAAAUCUCGCCCGAUUAGGGAGGCCACGAUCAUCUCAUCCAAUUGACUGGAAUCUCAGACUUUCUUCACAAUCCUAAUGAUUGGAUCAUAGAAGCUGAAGAAUCUCAAGCAAAUUCUGAAAAUCCCUGUAAAAGCAAUGUUAUGUUGGGAUCUGAAAUUUCGAUCAUAACAGGUCAGAAUAUCGCCAGAUUAUAUGUUUAAAUUCCAGAUUAAUUGAGACGAUUUUGUUGUGUUCUAACACCCCCGCUGCAAUGACUCAACAUGGAAUAAUGCCUGAAAUCAGACAGAAGUGGUGGCAGAUAAGGAGUGGAGGUGGCGGCAUGGGUUGGUGAGGGGGACAACCGUGUUAACAGCGGGGCGCUGGAAAUAGUAGUCUGAAAAAUUUUCUUAGUGACAUUUUGACAACGUUUGACAACGACCACGGUCCAGUGACAUUCAAAAGUGACGUAUAAAUAUAGUAGUGACAUAUGAAGUGACAUAAAAUUCUGUCACUGACAUAAAAAAUUUCACAGUAACAAAAAAAAUCGCAGUUACAUCAACUUUCACCAAAUAUAUAACCUUGUUAGUAACUUUUUUGUCCUUUUAUAAAAAUGAUCACUUUUUUGGAAAUCGACUUUAAUUUAGUGAUAUUCAAGAGGAAAAAACCCUUAUUUUAUUUAUCUUAAUAAUGGAUUGAGCACGGUUAAAAAAUAAAUAAAUAAAAUACUCCGUGUGAUUGGAAUAUAGGAAUCCGAAUGUUUAUUGGUGACAAAUCCGGUACCCAUUUAAAAAAUGGGAUACCGUAUCUAUCACUCACUUGAUUGAUACAAAUCAUUGCAUCAUUUUUAAUUUAGAUUUAAAAAAUUCACAUACAUCAUUCUGAUUGGUACAUGUGGACAAAAGUAUGAUACCUUAAAGGUACGAUAGAAUCUACUAUGUUUAUAUGUAUAAAGCAAGGAUAGACUAAAUAAAUACUUCCUCCGUCCCAAAUUAUUUUUCAAAGUCAAUAUUUUUUGGUCAACCAAUAAAAAAGUCAAUGCUCCCUAUCGAUAAUUAAUUCCAAUUUUAAUAAUUCAAAUUUAUAUAUUCAGAAACUAUAUUAAGAUCUCUUCAAAGUUGUAAACUCCAAAUUAGAAUAUUAUUAAAAAUUGACAUCCUAAUUAAGUAAAUAAAAUGAAAUUGUUUGACCAAGAAAAGUAAAAUUUGUAAAUCAAUUUGGGAGGGAGGUAGUAAAUAAAAUAUGAUUGGAAUACCCAACUCCGAUUAGAUAAGUUUAAAAAUGGGAAGACACGGUGCCAAAUAGGUUUGCCUGAAUCCUCUUCUUCUGCGUAGUUCAUUCGGAAUUGAAUACUCCCUUCCGCGUAAAUCAAGAAACCCUAAAUAAAGUCCCGUGUUUUUACAGGUUCUUCCCGUAAAUUAAGAAAACACUGGAGAAGAGAGAUCAGAGAUGACGAGCACGGGCUCUUCCUUCCACUUCCCUGGAAGUUUUAUUCGUCUGCAGGACUCGAUUGGGAGUGUUAGAAUACGCAAAGAGGUUUGUGUAAGCAUAGAUGAGGAGACGCAUGAGAGAUACUAUUAUGUAAAUGAUUGGAAAACUUUCAAUAUUAUAAGGAGUUUCGUUGUGGCCAUCGACCCUGUUGGCUGCUACUCCUACUCUUCUGCUGCUACAAAGAAUAUCAUCACGGUCCACAAAGGUGCUUGUACCACAACGAAAUAUGGCAAUAAGACUAUUGAAGCAUGUGAUAUUUUAAUAUUGUACUCCGUAAUAAUUUAGUAUUAGUUUAUACUAUAUAUUUAUUUAGGCUAUAUUAUUGCAACUAUUAAGUGCAUGGUUCAUGCAAUAGAAACAAUGUUCCUUCCCUGUAUUAUAAAUACACAUACGUAGGAUGUGUAUAAGAUAAGAGAGAAGAGUUAUUGUGUGAAGCAUUCUCAUUCGUAUAAACUUAGCAUGCUCCCAGUGAGCUUUAUUUCUCCAUCUUCAAUUAAUAUUAAUUUUAUCAUGGUA